Molecule: messenger RNA, 4512 nt
Organism: Scophthalmus maximus (turbot)
Lineage: Eukaryota; Metazoa; Chordata; Actinopteri; Pleuronectiformes; Scophthalmidae
Gene: eif4g2b
Product: eukaryotic translation initiation factor 4, gamma 2b
Exons: 22
Coding region: 919-3072 (717 amino acids)
Cellular component (GO): eukaryotic translation initiation factor 4F complex
Molecular function (GO): mRNA binding; translation initiation factor activity; protein binding
Source: RefSeq, a predicted model, not a curated record
AACCGUCGACUUCCCUGUCCCCGUGAGGCAGCAAAGCCGUUCGAGCUAGCUACCGCAAACACGCCAGGGCAUCGAUGUUUGUGUCCGUGCGGGUCAUCUUUUCCGCCUUUAGCUCUCCUGACCAUCCGUCGCGACGACCGCAUCUUCUUUCACAACUCAUGUCUCGUUUCUUCUUUGGUAGUCACACGCAAAUAUAAAACUGAAGUUGCUUUAGCGAAAGCACCGUUUCCCCCAUCCCUUCCUAUUAUUCUCAUUCUUUUAAGUAUUCUUCAUUGUCAAGCCGCCAAAGUGGAGAGUGCGAUUGCAGAAGGGGGUGCUUCUCGUUUCAGUGCUUCUUCGGGGGGAGGAGGUGGUAGGGGUGCACCUCAGCACCAUCCCAAGACUGUCGGCAACAGCGAGUUCCUGGGGAAAACCCCAGGGCAAAGCGUUCAGAAAUGGGUUCCUUCACGAAGCACUAGACGAGAUGUCAACUCCAGCAUCUCCGGUAACUCCAGCACCUCCAGCAACGAAAAAGAGCAACACGAUGAAAUCUUCAGGAAAGUGAGGGGCAUACUCAACAAACUCACGCCUGAGAAGUUUGACAAGCUAUGCCUUGAGCUCCUGAACGCGGGCGUAGAUUCAAAACUCGUCCUCAAAGGAAUCAUCUUGCUGAUUGUAGACAAAGCCCUAGAAGAGCCGAAGUAUAGCUCGCUCUAUGCUCAGCUAUGUCUGCGCUUGGCAGAGGACGCACCAAACUUUGAUGGCCCUUCAUCUGAGAUCCAAACAUCCCAAAAGCAGAGCACAACCUUCAGAAGACUGCUGAUUUCCAAGCUUCAAGAUGAAUUUGAAAACCGCACCAGAAAUGUUGAAAUCUAUGACAAACAUGAUAACCCUCUUACUUCUGAGGAGGAGGAGCAGCGUGCCAUUGCCAAGAUCAAGAUGCUUGGCAACAUUAAAUUCAUCGGGGAACUUGGCAAACUUGACCUCAUCCACGAAUCUAUCCUUCAUAAGUGCAUCAAAACACUUCUGGAAAAGAAGAAGAGAGUCCAGCUCAAGGAUAUGGGGGAAGAUCUGGAGUGCCUCUGUCAGAUAAUGAGAACAGUGGGGCCGAGACUCGACCAUGAGAAAGCUAAGUCUUUAAUGGAUCAGUACUUUGGCCGUAUGCGAUCCUUAAUGAACAACAAGGAGUUGCCCGCUAGGAUCCGCUUCCUGCUGCAAGAUACAGUGGAACUACGAGAUAACAACUGGGUCCCCCGCAAGGCUUUCAUCGACAACGGACCAAAGACGAUUCACCAGAUCCGUCAGGAGGCAGUGAAAGAUUUGGGUGUUUUCAUCCCAGCACCCAUGUCUCAGGGGAUGAGGAUGGACUUCUUCCUGGAAAGCCCCUUCAUGCCCAAUAGAAUGAAACUGGACAGGGAGACUCUUGGGGGAUUGGCGGACAUGUUUGGACAGAUGCCAGGCGGUGGGAUUGGAACUGGCCCGGGGGUUAUUCAGGAUAGGUACUCGCCCACGAUGGGGCGCCAUCGCACCAACCCGCUCUUCAACGGCCACAGUGGCCACAUCGCCACUCCACCACAGUCACAGUUCGACAUGGGGCCCAAGUCUUUUGUUAAGUCCAACCAGACCCACACCCACACCCACCAGUACAAUAAAGAAGACGGCACGGUUCAGAACCAGCAUUUCCUCAACCAGAACCAGAACCAAAUGGCCCAGCAGCAGGUCCAGUCCAAGGACCUGCCUCCGCGAUUCAGCAAGAAAGGCCAGCUCAAUGCAGACGAGGUAAUCAGCCUCAGGCCCGCUCAGUCAUUCCUCCUGAACAAGAACCAGGUACCCAAGCUCCAGCCUCAGAUCCCCAACAUGAUGCCUCCCAGCGCUCAGCCCCCGCGUACUCAGACCCCCCCUCUGGGACAGCCUCCACAGCUUGGCCUGAAGACCAACCCUCCACCCAUCCAAGAGAAACCGCAGAAGAUAAACAAGAAACCACCUCCUGCAAGGGAGGAACUGAUCAAGAUGACGGAGGCGAUCGUGACCGAGUACUUGAACAGCAAGAACCUGACCGAGGCUGUGGGCGGCGUGCGAGAGAUGAAGGCUCCCAAGCACUUUCUGCCGGAGAUGCUCAGCAAGAUCAUCGUGUGUUCCCUGGACCGUCCGGACGAGGACAAGGAGCAUGCCAGCACUCUGAUCCACACACUCCGCACCGAGGGCCUCAUCACCGGAGAGAGCUUCAUGCAGGCUUUCCUCAAUGUCCUGGACCAGUGCCCUAAGAUCGAGCUGGACGUGCCCCUAGUGAAGUCCUACCUGGCCCAGUUCGCGGCCCGGGCCAUCAUCGCGGAGCUGGUGAGCGUGGCGGAGCUUGCGCACCCCCUGGAGAACGGCACCCACUUCCCCCUCUUCCUGCUCUGCCUGCAACAGUCGGCCAAGCUGAGGGACCGGGAGUGGCUCACCGACCUCUUCCAGCUGAGCAAGGUCAACAUGCAGAAGAUGCUCCCAGAAAUUGACCAGAACAAGGACCGCAUGCUGGAGAUCCUGGAGGGGAAGGGCCUGAGCUUCCUGUUCCCGCUGCUGAAGCUGGAGAAAGAGCUGCUGAAGCAGAUCAAGGCAGACCCCUCUCCACAGUCCAUCUACAAGUGGAUUAAAGACAACAUCUCUCCCAAGCUUCACACUGAUAAAGGUUUUGUCAACAUCCUCAUGACCAGUUUCCUCCAAUACAUCUCCCAGGAUCUGUGCAUGGCGGAGUGCGAUGAGCAGCUAGCAGCCCCCUCCAAAGAGCAGCUGGAGCAGGAGAAGCAGCUGCUGCUGGCCUUCAAGCCCGUCAUGCAGAAAUUCCUGCACGACCACACCGAGCUGCAAGUCAGCGCCCUCUACGCCCUGCAGGUGCACUGCAAUGCCAGCGGCUUCCCCAAAGGCAUGCUGCUGCGCUACUAUGUCAACUUCUACGACAUGGAGAUCAUUGAAGAAGAAGCCUUCCUUGCAUGGAAAGAAGACAUUACCCAAGAAUUCCCUGGAAAAGGAAAGGCUUUAUUCCAGGUGAACCAGUGGCUCACGUGGCUGGAGACGGCGGAGGAGGAGGAGUCCGAGGACGAUGCCGAUUGAGAAACCGAGCGGAGGGGUCGUCAGAAGUAGAAGAUCGACCCCAUUACCUUAAUCGCCCCCCUCACCUUUCCUUCAUUAAACUCCACGCUUAAUUUAACCACUACCACGCAGCACUCGGCCGCUUCGCCUGGCAAAUGUAAAAAACCGAAAGCUUGUACCAGUAGGGGCCUCGCGCGUUCCCACCUGCACCGCGGCGACCGGAUGACACGCAUCAUUCGAUCUGUGUCCAGAUCAGCUUCGUAAAAAGUCUGCAGUGGCUCUGUCAUAUUUCUUUUUUUUUUUUUCUUUUUGCUCUGACUGUGUUAGGUUUGAAACAACUUUUUUUUUUGUUCACUGUAUUGCAUGUUUUUCAUUUCCACUCAUUUGUUUUCUGAUUUGAACCUUCCCCAGUAGGAAACCUCUUCAUUUAAAAAAGUUUAGGAUGCCUCCUUAAAUCAGUUGAACUUUUAGUGGUGAUCUUCACCAAUGUAAGGUUCAAGUAUAAGACGAGACAAAAGGUCUAGUCAGUGAUCUGCUUUGUGAUCUUGUGUCAGGGCCCUGCCUGGAUUCCUUUUCAUCACACUCACAUGCACGUGAUCUUUGAACACAGCAGAGGAUUUAGAUCACACACCUGAAAAUCCUCAGCGACAGGCAAGUGUGAGAGUGAAGCAUAAGAUGGCAAAACAUUUCACAAUGAAUUAAGAUGCAUGUUUAGUUGAUCAAAAACCUGUUUUCCACUUCUAAUUUUUUUUUUAUAAAUGUGCUCUUCAUAGUCACUGAUGAGCAUCUUCCUGUUUUUUUGUGAUCGCUUCUCCCUCUUUGUUGUCUUUUAUUACACAAACGGUUGCAAUACUUAUCCUCCAACUGUUACAAUAUUUAAAAAAAAAUGUUUCCAAUUGUAAACGUUUCCAAUUGCCUGUGUGUCUACCUCUUAGUUAGAUGGGCUUUUGUUUGUUCGUUCGUUGUUCCGGGAUAAUGAAAUUGACUGAAGAACCUAGACCAAGCAGAUGGUGCAGUGUUUGAUUUAGUCCUGGCCCUAAUUGCGCAAUAUAAUUUAUUGAGGCAAAUGUUUCCCCGUGAAGUGCCGCGCGGUUUACAAGUGUUAAUAUGAAAUAUUGGAAGAAAAAGGAUUGUUUCAUAUGAAUUGAACAGCUCUGCAUCACAAAUGUACCCGUUAAAAGGUAACGGUCUCGCCCAGAAAAUUUGGAGUCACCGUGAUUGUUUUGAAUGUUCAAUGUGGAAAAUUAAACGCAAAGUGAUUUUUUUUUUUUUUAUAUUUUCCUUGAAUUGGAACAGUAGAAACAAACUUUUUACACUUGCUGUAACUCUCCCAACGCCCCAAGAGCUAAAAAAGGAAAAAGAACCUCACCCAGCCAGGUUUAUGUGCAAGGCAAUGGAUUUGGAUCAUAUUUAUUGUGCACCUCUAUUGCUUUAAUGUCAAUAAAGUCCAGUUCAUGAGCA